Stegodyphus dumicola is the source of this 429-nucleotide messenger RNA. RefSeq lists its product as uncharacterized. The record is from RefSeq and is a predicted model, not a curated record. Lineage: Eukaryota; Metazoa; Arthropoda; Arachnida; Araneae; Eresidae.
AUGCUUGGCACCAGAGUGGAAUCUUGGCUAACGGCGCACGCGCCGAUGUUUUUCAAACUAGAAUCAUUAGGAAUUAAAGAUGAUCCUUAUUGUUAUAAGGAAGAAAAAGCAUUGGAAAUAUUUAAUAAGACAGUUUGUUUUAAAGCUGGUCGCUACGAGGUUACUUUACCUUGGAAAAGGGACUGGAGGGAAUUAGCUGAUAAUUACCGAGUAUCGGAAAAUAGAUUAAAAGCUCUUGCAAAGCGAAUGAAUUAUGACAAAACACUGUUUUCUACAUAUAGUGAAAUAUUAGAUGAUUAUCUCAAGCAAGGUAUCAUUGAAAGAGUGUCAGAUGGAAAUAUACCUAUCGGUAAACCAUUGUUUUACCUACCACACCAACCUGUAUUUAGAGAAACCAGUGCUUCAACGAAGACUAGAAUGGUGUUUUGA